GAAAGCUGGGAACUGGAAUAGUGGAGUGAAAUGAGAGAAGAGAGGACAAGACAAGAAAAAGAAGGCACCCGUUCGAGCACCCUCAUGCUGGAGAGACAAAGACAGGGAACUGGACUGCUGAGGACAACAGACAGAGCACAGAGAGAAUCUGAGGUGGCAGGCAGACUGUAGUGAUUUAAUUUUCCAACACAGACAGAGACAAGUGGAAGCAGCGAUGCAGAACUCUCAUUGGGUGUGUGUGGUGCGUCUGACACCGUCAGGCUGCCAUGGCUCUGGUUCAGGCACUGCCUGUGUCCAUGACUGACCACUCCAAUUCUGGUGUUGAAGUCCAGCAGUGUCGACCGCUCUCGUCCCACUCCCCAACAGACACCUGUGCUGGAGCUUGUGGGCCCUGUAGCGCUGGGACAGCCAUGGGUUCAGUAAGCAGUCUUAUAUCAGGUCGGACAUACCAGGAAAGACACUGCCGGGCCGCAAGUGAAUUCACCAAGCCACGGCGCGCUACGCCAGCUACCAGCUGCUUCCGGCUCCAGGAUAACACCCUCCGUAGUGGGAGUUCUCUUGAGCAACUGCUGAUUCAUAGCAACCAAAUACAGCCCCAGGUUCUACCUCCACCACUCCCCACGAAGAAGCAGCCACGGCCAGGAAAUACUGCUGGGGUAGGCAGUGCUGGAGCAUCUGGUGCAGUAGGUGGUGGAAAUAAUGGGAACUUUGGGUAUGCAAGUGAAGAGGUGUUAGUAGGAGAUUGGAAUGACAACUUAGUAAUGACAGCUGGAAGCCCGUGUAGUGACACAGAAGACCAAAGGGACAACAGGACUCUUAAUGGCAACAUUGGGGGACCUCCUCCCAAACUCAUCCCAGUGUCUGGACAAUUGGAGAAGAACAUGGAGAAAGUUCUUAUCCGUCCUACAGCAUUUAAACCUGUAGUGCCCAAGAACCGUCACUCUGUACAGUACCUGUCUCCACGGCCAGCGGGCAGCAGUCUCUCUGAGAGCCAAGGCAGCCUCAAUCUUCUUCUGCCCCUCGGAGGAUCCACCAGCACUCCUGGAAAUGGAGGAAGCGGCAACUCUGAAGGGAAGCGUAACUCCUACAGCGGAGGUCGCAAUGCUCGGAACAGCCAAUCCUGUUCCAUGUCAGAUUCUGGAAGGAACUCCUUGUCAAGUCUCCCUACUCACAGUAGCACAGGUUACAGUUUGGCCCCCAGUGAGGGUUCCAGCUCUGGUUCUGGCAUUGGGGGCCAGUUGGAACCCACAUCUGGUCCGGGUCAGAGCACUUCUGGUGCAGUCAGGACCCAUGGUCACACGAACUCAGACAGUGGACGUUCCUCAUCCAGCAAAAGCUCCGGCUCUGGCUCACUCAGCGGGCGUGGGCAGCCGUUAUUAGACAGCAGGUCCUGUGGCCACUCGCCACCACCCAUUGAAGGUUAUGAGGCGGUGGUCAGGGAACUAGAGGAGAAGCUGAGGGAACGAGAUCAGGAGCUCCAACAGCUCCGGGAAAAUCUGGAUGAGAAUGAAGCUGCUAUCUGCCAGGUGUACGAGGAGAAGCAGCGUCGCUGUGAGAGAGAGAUGGAGGAGCUGAGGCAGAACUGUGCCACGAAAAUGAAGCAGGCGUCACAAAAAGCUCAGAGGGCACAGCAGGUGCUGCAGUUACAGAUAUUUCAACUACAGCAAGAGAAGAAGAAGCUCCAGGAAGACUUUGCCUCUCUGCUGCAGGACAGGGAAACGCUGGAGAGGAGAUGUUUGACCAUUCAGAGGGAGCAAACUCAGCUGGGUCCACGUCUGGAAGAGACAAAGUGGGAGGUGUGUCAGAAGUCAGGGGAGAUCUCCCUCCUAAAGCAGCAGCUGAAGGAGAUGCAGUCAGAGCUCAGCCAGAAGGCCGGAGAGAUUGUGGUGCUGAAGGCCCAGCUCAGAGAAGCCCGUUCUGAACUGCAGGCCAGCCAGGUUCGAUCCCAGGAGGCCCAGACAGCACUGCGAACCCGAUCUCUGGAGCUGGAAGUCUGCGAGAACGAGCUCCAGAGGCGCAAGAGUGAAGCUGAGCUGCUUCGGGAGAAACUUGGCCGUCUGGAGGAGGAGUCAGCCCGACUCUGUGAAACACUGACCAAUCACAGUAGACCCUCUCUGGCUGGAAAUCCAUGUCCAACAAUGAAAGGCCAGUGCAUGAACCUGUCCCUCCAGCCAGGUAGAAGCGUGGCAGGAAGGGGUGGUCCCAGUCCCUCUGUGUACCGCGAUGGAGAGGAGAGUCUUCUGGUGUGGGGCGGGGAGAGUGAUGAAGCCAAGGCACAGAGACAGAAUGCAGAAACAGUGCUGGCACUCAGACAGCAGGUGGACAGGCUGAAGGCCGAGCUCAUAUAUGAGAGAAGGACCAGUGAGGAGCAGCUGUCACACUUUGACGAUGAGAGGAGGGUGUGGCAAGAGGAGAAAGAAAAGGUAAUCCGCUACCAGAAACAGCUGCAGCAGAACUACAUCCAGAUGUAUCGGCGAAACCGGAACCUGGAGCGAGUGAUGAGAGAGCUGAGUUUGGAGCUGGAGAACAGAGACUUGGAGGACUAUGAGGUCCACACUGGCAGCAAUGAAAUCCACUUUGAGGAAAUCACCGCCACUGAGAUCUAAACACGCGGAUCUAAACAGGGGAACUCGACCAGCAACUCGUAAAGAUGUGAAAGAAACUCACAGGAUGAUUACUGCACUACUGUAUUCAACACAGCUUUACCUGCACCACCGAGUGAGCGCUCGUCACUGUCAAAAGGGAGAUCUUCCAAAUGUGCAUUCUUACCUUGUGCUAAUAGAGGCAUACUGUCGCUUUUAUUCCACGACAAAGCCAGCACAGACCUCUUUUCUCGGGACAUUACAAAAACCAAGACCAUAGUGUUCUUUAUUGGACAGUAUGUGAAUCAGGGUAUCAAAAACUAUGAGAAUUCAUGCAAAUAUAUUAGAACAUGCAUUGUCCUCUUAUAGCAGUCACAUGCUUCUAUGUAGCACACGAGCAUGCAAGUAAUGAAGAUCACCACUGCUGGCUAUUAAGGACUUCGUUAGCCGUCCAUACUGUGCUUAUUAGCAGCACCAACCACAACCCCUGCACUAGCCCUCUUAUUAUUAAAGGGAAAUCUACACUAAAAAGACAUAUUUAAACAUUUUAAGAUGUUCAGUGGAUGGGCAGAUCAUGUUUAUCAGUUUUAAAAAUACUUUGUAUUAUUAUUAUUUUUAUUUUAUUUUAUGUUUUGUACUUUUUGGGUGUUUUGGAUGUUUCUCCUCAAAAGUUCUUUUUGAAAAGGAAUGUAUGGUUAUCACUGGCAUCGAAAGAAUAUUUACAAAGGUAGAUGCAGUAUUAUUUUGCACAACAUUUCUGUGCUUCUGAGACACAGCUAUCUUUGCAAAUCCAAAAUCUAAAUCCUUUUAACAUUUGUUUACAUACCGACAUCUUAUUCAGUCAUUUUCCAAAACACUGUGGAGACAGAAACCUAACAGUGAAAGGAAAAUCUUUAUUUCAAAGCCCUUUUCUAGACCACCACCAGUCACAUUGUUGUACUUUGACAGUUCCGUGAGCGGCAGCAUAAACAUUUACAUUAUACAAACACAGUAUGUAGCAUGAAGAAAUAUACUUAAGCACGAAUACUGCAGA
Messenger RNA from Thalassophryne amazonica, 3615 nucleotides. Its product is annotated as leucine zipper putative tumor suppressor 2 homolog. Gene Ontology annotation, biological process: cell division; negative regulation of canonical Wnt signaling pathway. Bases 267 to 2606 code for a protein of 779 amino acids. The record is from RefSeq and is a predicted model, not a curated record. Lineage: Eukaryota; Metazoa; Chordata; Actinopteri; Batrachoidiformes; Batrachoididae. The transcript is spliced from 8 exons.